GUUUUGACAGCUAGCUUGGGACGAUUCGUGUAGACUGACCAGAGUCCACGAAUUGGUACGAUUUUCUUGUUUCGGAAUUUUAUUCCUGAUCUAGGCCAUAAGUGGAGAACGAGUUCCAAUCUGUGCAGCAUAGACUGAGAACAAGUAAGAUGGAGAAAUUCAGUUUUGGAGUGGAUCCUAUUACUACACACGCUUGGAACCAUGACCGAACUCAAAUAGCGAUUUCUGCCAACAAUAAUUUGGUCGACAUCUAUCAAAAGUGUGAUGAUGGAUGGGAGAAAACACACACCUUGAGUGAGCACACCCAGCGAGUGACCAGCGUUGACUGGGCCCCGAAGAGCAACAUGAUCGUCACAUGUGGAUCAGAUCGUAACGCCUAUGUGUGGAUCCAGAACGGCAAUAACGAAUGGAAGCCAUCUCUUGUCAUCCUUCGUAUCAACCGUGCUGCCACCUGCGUGCGAUGGUCACCAUUAGAAAACAAGUUUGCUGUUGGUAGCGGUUCCAGACUGAUAUCCAUCUGUUAUUUCGACCAAGAUCAUGAUUGGUGGGUAAGCAAGCAUAUCAAGAAGCCGAUCCGUUCAACCGUGACCACCGUUGACUGGCAUCCUAACAACAUUCUCCUUGCAUGCGGAUCAACUGACUUCAAAGUCAGGGUAUUCUCUGCCUAUGUGAAAGACAUAGAGGCGAAACCGAGCGGUAAUGUGUGGGGUUCCAAGCUUCCCCUUGGUGCGUGUCUGAUGGAGUUUGGACAAAGUGGUGGAUGGGUUCAUGAUGUGUCCUUUGAUGCGAGCGGUAAUCGCCUGGCUUGGGUCAGCCAUGACAGCACCAUUAACAUGGUCAACGCUACUGCUGAUUUUGCAGUGAGCCAAACGAAACUCAAGAAUCUGCCUUGCCUGACCUUGCAGUGGGUGGGACCAGAUAGUAUCGUUGCAGGAGGACAUGAUUGCUGGUUGCUGCGAUUCAGCGUUGAUGAAAGUAGCAAUCUCACCUUCGAGGGAAGAGUUGGUUUCUCCCGAAAGAGAACUGAAGAGAAAGUAACUGCCAUGUCAAUGUUUCAGAGUAUGGACAAGAGAGCUACAGUAGAAGACGACAGCAAGAGGACGUCCAUUCAUCAAAACUCUAUCGUACAAGUACUAAUUCACUCAGGGGGCAGGGAGGCCGUCACGAAACUCUCAUCUGUCGGUGCCGAUGGACUGCUCGUCGUGUGGAACCAGCACUCCCUACAGGCCAGCAUCGGGGGCAGCACAUUCAACAUGCUCGCGGAGACCAUCAAUCAAGUUAACAUUGCAUCUCAAGACUAGGCAAAAUCGCUGCCUUUGGAUGAUCUUUGAAGGUUUGCGAGGUGGCAGAGAAAGCAAGGGAGAGCUUUGCAGUUUACGCCUCAUCCCUGUUACUCUCCACUCCUCAUCUACUCAUCACUGUUGGGUUUUCUCAACUCUUCUGCUCUUCUUCCACCCAAUGGUAUUUUAAGAUUUGCAUGGUGGAAGAGAAAACACGGGAGAGGUUUGUAGUUUAUGCCU
Messenger RNA from Lytechinus variegatus (green sea urchin), 1520 nucleotides. RefSeq names its product actin-related protein 2/3 complex subunit 1A-A-like. Gene Ontology annotation, molecular function: actin filament binding. Gene Ontology annotation, cellular component: actin cytoskeleton; Arp2/3 protein complex. The transcript is spliced from 12 exons. The coding region runs from base 150 to 1301 and encodes 383 amino acids. NCBI's taxonomy places the organism in Eukaryota, Metazoa, Echinodermata, Echinoidea, Temnopleuroida, Toxopneustidae. Gene Ontology annotation, biological process: Arp2/3 complex-mediated actin nucleation. The record is from RefSeq and is a predicted model, not a curated record.